Molecule: messenger RNA, 1665 nt
Organism: Helianthus annuus (common sunflower)
Lineage: Eukaryota; Viridiplantae; Streptophyta; Magnoliopsida; Asterales; Asteraceae
Exons: 13
Coding region: 389-1516 (375 amino acids)
Source: RefSeq, a predicted model, not a curated record
CAUUGAUCGAUUUGUUGUUGUUUCUUGUUCUUCGCGUAAACAAACAAUAUGAUAAUAAUAAUGAGUAGACAGCGAUUACAAUCGAUUAUAUCAACCUUGGUUACAAUUCAUCCUCAUGAAACCUUGAACGUUUUCUACUCAACUUCAACUUUCUUCUUCGUAAGUAUUGAGCGCAUAUUUCGUCGUUUUGCCGUUACGUGACGAAGGUGCGAUUUCGUUAGGUGUACAUAAUCUCCCUGGCCUUUUUGCCGGAUCGUUGGUGUUGACGUUGAUUGCGGCUCCUCUUACAACGCUUAUAUUCUCCUCGCCUAAUAUUUCUAAAGCUAGGGCUUUGGUGUUGAUACACAGGUUUUUUAGUGCAAGUCUUGUUCUGUUUUUCAUUUUAUGGAUGUUUUCGUCUCCUGCAAACUCAAAGGGUUUCGUCUCCACAUCAUCCACCAUAAAAGAGGAAGUAAAAGCUGAGGAACAUGGAUGGUUUUACAUUUCAGUGAGAAUCGGCUUCUUCUUAUGGGUUGCUCUGUUGAAUCUAAUAACUAUAUCUUCAACCUGGGCACGAGUCAUUGAUGCCAUGGAUAAUGAGUCAGGUUCAAGAUUGUUUGGAUUAAUUGGUGCUGGCGGUACAUUUGGCCAGCUUUUUGGUUCCUUGUUUGCAACAACAAUGUCUUGGUUGGGACCAUAUCUGCUUUUAAUUGCUUCACUAUUGAUGGAACUUGCUGCUCGGGCUUCACAAACGAUAAACAAGGAUAUGUCUCACAGUUCUGUAGUAUCAUCUCCCCUCACAACUGAAAUUAAUCAGAAGGAUGAGAAAUCCAUUCAAAAAGAAUCCUUACUAAGGACUUCUAGUUCACCUACUGCUACACCAAAGCCUCGGUUUUGGGCUUUACUUGAAGGAAUAAGGCUUAUAUGCUCAUCAACUUAUUUGUUAUACGUCUCAUUGUUUUUGUGGCUAAGUGCAGUCACCAAUUCAUUCUUCUAUUUUCAGAAAGUUACGAUAAUUGCCUCAACUGUGGCAAGCCCCAGUGAAAGACGACAAUCAUUUGCACAGAUCAAUAGUUUUGUUGCUGUUUUUAUCCUUGCUGGUCAGCUUACUUUGACGGGGCGUAUUCUUACUGUUGCUGGGGUUACUAUAGCUCUUUGUUCAACACCGUUGUUUUCUUUUUUGAAUUUGAUAGCCGUUGCAAUAUGGCCAACUUAUUGGGCCGUUGCCGUCUGGGAGACCUUCCGGAAGGUGGUAUUGUAUGUUCUAACCAGGCCCGGAAGAGAACUGCUUUUCACUGUUGUCUCACAGGAUGAAAAAUACAAAGCAAAGGUAUGUAUAGAUGUACUUGUGCAAAGGCUUGGGGAUGCUAUUGCUGCUGGAAUGUACAGGUUCUUAUACAGCAGUCUGAAUGGGAAAAUGACCACCAUUUCUCUCUAUGCGUUACCUGUCUGCUUUUUAUGGAUACUAACAGGAUUUCACUUAGGACGACGACAAACGCAACUUGCAAAGUCGCACAAUAAUCCCUCUUUUUCCUGAACAUAGCCAUGUAACAUGAUCUUAGGAUCUAAAAAUAUGUUUGCAACAAGCAUGUAAAUGUGUUUUUUGUAACCCUUAAUGGGGUUUAUCAAUGUAAAAAAAUACUAUAGGAUUGGAGUAUAAAAUUGCCGAGUAUAGAGUCGCUACAA